Molecule: messenger RNA, 741 nt
Organism: Cryptococcus deneoformans JEC21
Lineage: Eukaryota; Fungi; Basidiomycota; Tremellomycetes; Tremellales; Cryptococcaceae
Exons: 7
Coding region: 118-564 (148 amino acids)
Biological process (GO): protein K63-linked ubiquitination; DNA damage tolerance
Cellular component (GO): nucleus
Molecular function (GO): ubiquitin conjugating enzyme activity
Source: RefSeq, a predicted model, not a curated record
CAACGACGGUGCUUUCCAUCGCAUGUCUCGAACGACUUGUUGCUCUUUAAAUCAUACUUUCGAGAACAUUACUUAGGAAAAACAUACAUUCAACUCCUGUCCUCGUAGCCUUUCGAUAUGUCUUUACCCAAACGUAUCCUCAAGGAGACUGAACGUCUCAUGGCCGACUCUCCUCCCGGUAUCUCCGCUGCUCCUAAAGAUGACAAUCUCCGACAUUUCGACGUGACUGUUGCCGGUCCCGACUCUUCUCCAUAUGAAGGUGGUGUUUUCAAGCUUGAACUGUUCUUGCCGGAAGAAUAUCCCAUGAAUCCCCCGAAAGUCCGAUUUUUGACCAGGAUAUACCACCCAAAUAUUGACAAGCUCGGCCGAAUCUGUCUUGAUAUCCUCAAAGACAAGUGGUCCCCUGCUCUUCAAAUUCGAACCGUCCUCCUCUCUAUUCAGGCUCUUCUCGGUGCUCCCAACCCCGACGACCCCCUUGCCAAUGAUGUUGCCCAGCACUGGAAGGAGAACCAGAAUGCUGCCAUCGCCCAAGCCAGAGAAUGGACUCGAAAGUAUGCUCAGUAGUAGUGUCUGUAGCUAUUAGAAUGUUUCCUUAGGGACUGGUGUAGACUUCUAAGGUCACAUGUCGAUUGCGAUGGAUGAUUUUUUUUGUAUGGUAGAUUCCUAUUUCUACGUCUUUAAAAGAAUGCGUAAGCUGUUAAGAGUGUCCGAACCCGUAUUAUCAUGAAGCCUUAUUUUUCC